Messenger RNA from Trichoderma breve, 636 nucleotides. RefSeq lists its product as uncharacterized. Lineage: Eukaryota; Fungi; Ascomycota; Sordariomycetes; Hypocreales; Hypocreaceae. The coding region runs from base 1 to 636 and encodes 211 amino acids. The transcript has 2 exons. The record is from RefSeq and is a predicted model, not a curated record.
AUGCCACUGCCUGAAAACAGCUCAUCAGUCGAUUCUCCAAGCCGUGAAAUCACGCACUUCGUCGUAGUCGGGUUCUUUUCCUUCAUUCAUCAUCAAAUCAAGUCAGACACGCAAAACGAAGAUUUUGAGGCCAUGGCUUCCAGAGCCUUUUUCGACCCCGUCGUUGCGCUGCGGGCGGCGCCCCUGCUUACGUCCACCUGCUCGCUUUGGUUUGCGUGGGACCAGCACUUCUUCCUGCAUCUCUUCAACAAGCCCGAGAUCCGAAGCAAAUCCAACGAGCUGCUGCCCACGUACUUUGGCUAUUUUUUCCGCGGAGGAGUGACUCGCGUCCUGGUUCUGCUUUCCUUGACAGUGUCAUCCACGCUCGCAACCUGCUUGGUCAACCAUGACUCGCAUUGGGCCAAUGGGUCUCUACGCUGGUACACGGCCGGAAUGGUUUUGGCCGCCAGCCAUCUUGCAUUCGUCCCUGCGAUAGCCCCCAAAGUGCAGGCCGUGAUUGAAGACACUUCCAAGGGACAGAGCACCAACGAUUUGGACAGCUGGCUAACGAUUCACGCCUGGAGAGGGCUGACUGUGGACUUGGCGGCAUGGGCUUGUUUCGUUGUUGCUACUGUGCGUAACAUCCAGUCGUCGUGA